Molecule: messenger RNA, 1994 nt
Organism: Poecilia latipinna (sailfin molly)
Lineage: Eukaryota; Metazoa; Chordata; Actinopteri; Cyprinodontiformes; Poeciliidae
Exons: 2
Coding region: 241-1671 (476 amino acids)
Molecular function (GO): nucleic acid binding; zinc ion binding
Source: RefSeq, a predicted model, not a curated record
UUCUUCUUCUUCUUCUUCUUCUUCUUCUUCUUCUUCGUGUGAGAGGAGGGUGUGUGCGGAAGAGCGGGAGAAGAGUGAAAGAGCGAACGAUUGUGUAUCUUUUCUAUCUUUUUUUUUCUUACUGUUUAUUCACUGGGUGUUUGUGUUACUUGUUUAAUUGUAAUUUUGUGUUAGUUUGUCACGUUUUAAGGGGGUUUUGUGGGUUCGGGUGUGGCCGGCAGGCCGGCGUCUUAGGACGCCAUGGUGUCUGGUGGUGGGGCUUUCUCCACGCUGACACGGAAGAACGGGGUCAAGGUGGGCGCUGGUUCUCCGUGCAGCGUGGAGGAAGUUUGUUUGGCUGUCGGGGAGGUGGUUGGACAUGGGUCUAUUAGAUCGGCAGCUCGCAUGAACGGAGCUGUCGUAUUGUUUGUUGAGAAGGUGGAGCAGGCUCAACGGUUGGUGGAGGUGGGCGUUUCUGUGAACGGCUUGUUUUUACAGGUGACGCCGCUAACAUUACCCUCAACUAAGGUAACUUUAUCAAAUGUACCUCCGUUCAUAAGCGACGAGUUUUUGAUUAAAGAGCUGUCCCGACACGGUAAGGUGGUUUCACCGGUGAAAAAAGUACCCUCUGGGUGCAAAUCACCGUUACUGAAACAUGUUGUCUCCCAUAGGAGACAACUGUUUAUGAUAUUAAAUCGGAGGGAUGAGGAACUCAACCUUCGAUUUCAUGUUAGAGUAGAUGAUUUUGAUUACAUCUUGUUUGCUACGUCCUCUAGCAUGAAGUGUUUUGGUUGUGGUCAGGAGGGGCACAUUGUAAAAAUGUGUCCCGACAGGGCCGGGCAGGCCCUGCCGAGUGCAGCAAAACGGCAGCCCUCUGCUGCUGAGCAGGUGGAGGACCCACCUGGUGAGGCUGGAGCAGUGGAGGAUCCCGCAGCCGCGGCGGGAGAACCCGCGGUGGUGGCGGAGGAGCCCGCUGCUGAGGAGCAGGCGGAAGGUACUGUUGAGGUGUCAGGAGUGGAAAGUGUGGAAAUGAGUGCAGAUGUAGGAAAGGAUGAGAGCACAGUGGUGUGUGGUGAUGGGAUUAAUGGUGGUGGUGAUGGGGUGAAUGGUGGUGAGGGUGAAAGUGAAGUGAGGGAGAGAGAUGGUGUGCAGGGAGAGCAGCAGGUGGAGGUGAGGGGCGAUGAAGAGCAUUUAGGGUGUGGGGAUCAGGGAGGGAAAGGAGAGGUGCAGGUGGAGGAACAGAACGGUGCAGAGUUGGUUUUUGGAACUGGAGUGGCAGGAGAGACAGAGGAGGUGAUGGAGCUGGAGGCUUCAGCCCCGUUAAAGAGGCGAAGCAAAAGGAGGAAUGUGGUGGCUGCUGUUCAGGCCAGCAAGCAGGCUUGCAAGCUGGCUGCAGAGAGGAAGGAGGUGUCGGACAGCAGCGACAAUGAGAGCUGGUUCUCUGACAGCAGCGAAAUAUCUGUCAGUCAAACAAGUUGCAAAACACCAAGAUACCCUGUAGAGUCUUUUAGAACUUUUUUAAAAGAAACUAAAGGAUUCAGAGGUAUAAAAAUUGAAAGUUUCUUUCCUGAUUUAAAACUGUUUUAUUUCUCAGCAAGAUAUCACAUCAGGAACAAAGAAGUGUCAGGUUUUGCAGAAACAGAAGUUUUUAGAUUAAAGAAAAUAAUGACUAAAGUUAGAAAACAACUUUGAUUUUAAAUGAUGCACAGUAGUAUUUUAUUAUUUUUUAUAGUCUUUUGGUAUUUUGGUUUUAGCUUCUUACCCAAUAUGGAUUCUUUUAAAAUGGCAUCAUUGAAUCUUAACGGGGCGAGGGAAGCUGAAAAACGAGCUUUGAUUUAUCAAAUGCUGAACCAAAAGAAAAUCGACGUAAUUUACCUGCAAGAAACACACAGCGAUCAUUUAAUAGAGACUGACUGGGUCAGAGAGUGGAGGGGGGAGGUCAUUUUAAGUCAUGGCACCUCCCAGAGUGCAGGGGUGGGCUUCCUCUUUUCCAGAGCGUUCACCCCAAACUCAAC